UUGAACGCAGCGUCGGAGCUGGAAUAAUUUACCCAAUACCGAGGUCACAUUUCAACAAAGUUGAACUUUUGGACUCGCAUCACUGAUCAUAAACUGUCUGCACGCUUGAGUUGAGCAAAAGCUUUAGCCACCAUGGCUGAGCCACCCGUUCUUAUACGACAAGAUGAGGUUGAAGGUUUGUUGCAUUAUAAAGAUUUGAUCCCACGACUUGAAGUAGCACUGGGGAAGUUUUCCAAGCUGGACAGCGCAGAAGUGAUCCAGCCCGUUCGUACUACGGUCCCGUUACAAAAAUACAAUGGAUUCCUGGGGCUGAUGCCUGCGUAUUUGGUGCAUGAAGACAUUCUGUGCACAAAAUUGGUGUGUUUCUACAAGAGGGAGAGUGGGUCAACUCUGCCAUCAACUCAAGCCACAGUGUUGCUGUUUGAUCCUGAGUAUGGGAACGUCAAAGCUGUCAUGGAUGGGGAGGUCAUCACAGCCAAAAGGACAGCAGCAGUGUCUGCUAUUUCUGCCAAACUGUUGAUGCCAGCCAAGUCGGAGGUGUUGACCAUACUGGGAGCUGGCCAUCAGGCCCUCAGCCACUACAACGUCUUCACAGAAACCUUCUCCUUUAAAGAGGUCCGCGUGUGGAGCAGGAGGAAAGAGACGGCGGAGAGGUUUGCCCAGUCCACCCAGGGUCACGUUACAGUAUGGGAGUCAGUGGAGGAGGCAGUGAACGGUGCAGAUGUCAUAGUCACUGUGACUGGGGCCAGUGAACCAGUGCUCUUUGGCCAGUGGGUCAAGCCAGGUGCCCAUGUAGCAGCUGUGGGAGCCUGCAGGCCAGACUGGAGGGAGCUGGAUGAUGUGUUGAUGAGGCAGGCUGAGGUGUAUGUGGACAGCAGAGAGGGAGCUGUAGCAGAGUCAGGAGACAUCAUCCUGUCUGGGGCCAAAGUGUUUGCAGAGCUUGGAGAGGUUCUCAAUGGAACAAGACCUGCUCUUAGAGAGAAGACCACUGUGUUCAAAUCCCUUGGAAUGGGGAUUCAAGAUGCAGUCUCUGCCAAGCUUGUGUUUGAACAGUGGAAGAACAAACACUGAAGACCUGAGGAUAAUGGGAUGGCCAUGGAUGUGAUCACUUACAUUCCCACCAGUUCUAUAUUAAAGGGAGUAGGUGGAAAGAUAGUGGGAGUUAAAGCACAUUCCUACAUCUGCACAACAGAAAGUUAAAAAAACUGAGAUUUAAAAUGAAUUUAUUGGCUUUAAAAAAAAAUUCAGCAGAUUAACUACUAUUAUCAUGUCAAAAUAAAACCACAUUUAGCCAAAGAAAAA
This is a messenger RNA of Salvelinus fontinalis (brook trout), 1302 nucleotides long. RefSeq names its product crystallin, mu (gene crym). The transcript has 8 exons. NCBI's taxonomy places the organism in Eukaryota, Metazoa, Chordata, Actinopteri, Salmoniformes, Salmonidae. The coding region runs from base 133 to 1071 and encodes 312 amino acids. Gene Ontology annotation, cellular component: cytoplasm. The record is from RefSeq and is a predicted model, not a curated record. Gene Ontology annotation, biological process: thyroid hormone metabolic process. Gene Ontology annotation, molecular function: thyroid hormone binding.